AUGGACUACAUGCGCUCUCUUGUCGGCGCCAACACGAAGAAGAUCCAGGUGCCCAAGGUGGCAACGGACGAUGUCUACCCGGUCCACUUCUUCGACGAUACGAAGCCCUUCCGCGAGAUGCUCCUGAACUGGACCCUCCGGUUCGACGAUGUCCUCGACGCCGAGAAACUUCAUCUCUCGCUCGCCAAACUCCUGGAUAUCGGAGACUGGAGGAAGCUCGCUGGACGCAUGCGGUUGACCAAAGACAACAAACUCGAGCUUCACGUCCCGCACAAGUUCACACCAGCCCGCCCCGCCGUCCGCUUCUCCCACGUGGUCCACAACAUGAGCAUUACGGAGCACAAGCACGCCAAGAACAUGCCCAGGACCACCACCACCCCGUCCAUCCAGCCCGGUGUCGUCAACUUCUACAGUCUCGGCGCGCGCGAGGGCGCCCCCCGCACGCUCGAGGACCUCAUCUCCUCGGACGAGCCCGGCAUCGCCCUGCACGUCGUCUCCUUCAACGACGCCACCCUCGUCGGCCUCCUCUUCUCUCACGUCCUCUUCGGCGCCGCCGGCAUGCAGGCCCUCGUCGAGGCCUGGUCCCAGGUCCUCGCCGGCCGCGAGGCCGAGGUCCCCGUCCUCCAUGGCGCCCGCAGGGACAUCCUCGACGAUGUCGGCGUCGACACGGACCCGGAAAAGGAGAAGUUAUUGCUCGACCGCCGCGUGCUCAAGGGAUUCCGCCACUUCCGCUUCAGCCUGCGCUUCCUCUGGGACAUUAUGCGCCGCCCCGAGAUCGAGUCCAAGAUCCUCUGCCUGCCCGGCGACUUCGUUGCCAACCUCCGCUCCCAGGCCAUGGCCGACCUGCACGCCAUGGACGAGAAGGGCAUGGGCACCGGCGAGGCCCCUUUCGUCAGCGAGGGCGACGUCCUGACCGCCUGGUGGACCCGCAUCGUCUGUCUAGCCCGCGGCUCCAACCGUCCCGUCACCGUCCUCAACGCCGUCGACAUCACCGGCCGUCUCAAGGGCGUCUUCGCCCCCGGAAAGCUCUACGUCCAGAACUUCGCCCUCGGCACCUGGACCCUCCUCAGCUCCGCCGAGGUCCUCAAGGCGCCCCUCGGCUACGUCGCCCGCUGCUUCCGCUACGACAUCCAGACCCAGACCACCCCGUCCCAGCUCAUGGCCUUCAUGCGCCGCAUCCGCCAGCGCGGCCGCUGCAAGACGCAGCCCCUCUACGGCGACCCCAACAGCAUGCUCAUCAUCUUCACCAACUGGUCCCGCUGCAAGUUCUUCGACUGCAUCGACUUCGCCCCGGCCGUCAUCCCCAGCAUCAACCCCAUCGCGGAACUGCCCGCGGCUUCCGAAAACACCCAGCCAAACAGCGACGACUCCAUCACCAGCGACGGCAUCAGCAACGGCGGCGCCGACCUGGAGAAGCAGGCCAACAACGCCAGCAUCGCCCAGGUGCUGAGCCGCCCGCCGCCCGGCAAGAUCUCCUACCACCACUCCAUGACCCGCACCCGCACCAUCCUCUCUCGCAACGUCUUCACCAUCCUCGGCAAGGACCUCAACGGCAACUACUGGGUCUCGGCCCUGGGACACCCCGAGUGCUGGGACAAGCUCGAGAAGGAGGUUGAAAUCUCCUCCAUGGACAACUUGAGGCGGCUCCGCCCCGAGACGACACAGUAA
Colletotrichum graminicola M1.001 is the source of this 1668-nucleotide messenger RNA. RefSeq lists its product as uncharacterized. The transcript has 2 exons. The record is from RefSeq and is a predicted model, not a curated record. Lineage: Eukaryota; Fungi; Ascomycota; Sordariomycetes; Glomerellales; Glomerellaceae. Bases 1 to 1668 code for a protein of 555 amino acids.